Molecule: messenger RNA, 1872 nt
Organism: Colletotrichum graminicola M1.001
Lineage: Eukaryota; Fungi; Ascomycota; Sordariomycetes; Glomerellales; Glomerellaceae
Exons: 1
Coding region: 1-1872 (623 amino acids)
Cellular component (GO): TORC1 complex; fungal-type vacuole membrane
Source: RefSeq, a predicted model, not a curated record
AUGGUUCGUGACGGUAGAGACGCCGACGAUUCUUCGGCAACGAACCAAUCAAGGCGCCCUCCUCUCAAUCGCGACGAGAGCGAUUCAACAAACAGCGAUCAAACUCACCGAGACCAUCAUCAUCAGCAUCGCUCCAAGCAGAAGCACGUCGUCGGCACCGGCCGCCUACAUGCACGCGUCCCCUCCUCAAAGGCAUUACACAAGCACCAUGGCUCGACUGCCUCCAAACUGAACCACCGCCGACACGCAUCCCCCUCCCCCGAUCGAAAUCGAGCAGCCGCCGCCGCCGCCGGCGGUCAUCGUCGAGUCCAGUCCGAAGCGAAGCUUUCCCGCGACAGUUCUUCGGCAAACAUCAGCAAGACCGCCUCCGCCACGAGUUUGCGCCGCAACAAAUCCCACAGCGAAGUGAACAAGCCUGCCAACAUCAAGUCGUCGGAAAAGCUCAAAAGGACGGGCUCAAAUUCCGCCGUCAGCAAGGUCAAGUCGCAAAAGUCACAGGUACACUUUGAUCUGGGCAACGACGGACAGGAAGACGACUGGGUCGACGCCAGCACCUCUGCCUCUCCCUACCUGUCAAGACGAGGAUCCUUGGCCAGCACACAGGCCUCGGCCAAACCCGACGACAAUAGCAGCGCGAACAACAGCGUCAACAGCGUAAACGACAGCGCAAAUAACAGCGCAAAUAACAGCGCCAACAAUUCGAGAGCAGAUGCCCCCACGGCGCACCCUUCCUCCCUAGCUGCGGCGACUCCCGAUUACGAUACUGUCCAGCACAAGGAGUAUCUGACUUCGAGACUACUCCAACGCAUCCCGUCACACGGCGCGCCUCCAAAGAUGACGACAGAUACCGCCACGGCUUCACGGCGGGGCGACUCCCGCUCCCCCGACUCAAUCGGCCGCGGUUCGACACUUGCCGAGUCGCAUAACGUCAGUACUUUGCCCAGCUCCGGCGACGAGCUUAUUUCGAGGUUCGUCAACGCCGGAAGCUCUGGCGCCGCCCGCGAAGGGUCCUUUUACCAGCCCCCCACGCCGCGGCCGUCCAGCCUCGGGUCAGAAGCAACCCCCCCACGGAGGCCGCAGUCCUCCAGCUCCGGACGCCCAGGUCGGCAGGAAAGAUUGCAAGACCUGCCACUGUUGGACGAUGAGGCAAGUGAAGUCCGUGGCGAGACUGACGGCACAGCGCUCGCGCCACGGUCCGCAAGGCGCUCCGCCCCGCCAGCCGAGAAAUCACGCACGCAGCAGAAGCUCAACCUGCAGCGGGCCAGCUCCGUCAUCGAACCCGGACAGGCGGCGGGAGGGGGCGUGGGCGCGGUGGGCGCGAGUCCCCUGGUCGGCAUUGGGGGGCCGGGCUAUGACGGCGGAGCGAGCCGGGACCCGCGCGUCACGAAGCAACUGGAGAGGACGGGGAUGGAGUACCUCAGUGUCCGCCGGUUCCAGAACCCCGUGGUACGCUCGCUCGACCGUCUCGUUCAGGUGAACCGCGCAAACAAGAACCAGCGGAUACCCCGCACCGGCACCGCCAACGGCAACGGCAAGGCCGCCUCGAUGCGUGGAGGCGUCGUACCGGGACAACAGCAGCACAUGCGGAACUCGAGCCUCAACGAGUCGGCGCUAGCCGCCGCUUCUGGCGGCACUGGAUCCGCCCGGAGACCGGUGACGCCCCGUGCCUACUCCAUCCGGACCAACGGCGCCGGGUCUAGCUACGAGGCCGACCACGACGACCACCAGAGCAGCCGGGCCCUGCACGAGGGAACCGGGGUGCAGGGACUGAGCGGAUCGAGCCUGGUGGGCGGCGAGGAGGACGAGGGCGUCACGGCGCUCCUUCGUAACCUGUGGGAGAAGAACCCGGACCUGAGCGCCAGUCAGGAGUAG